AUGGGUGCACCGCUCUUUUUCGUCGUCGCUCGUGUCGUGAGCCGGGACGGGGCCUUGGAGAAAUGGCGGGAUGUGUUGGCAGGUCUGUGCAAAGUAUCCAAGACAGAACCGUAUUCAAAUUCUUAUUACUGGGGUCACGACCUUGAUGGUGCACCGGAUACAAUAUGGGGUCUAGAGGGCUAUUACCACCCUGUUGGCUUCUUCAUGAACCAUGUCUCGAGCGACGGCUUCAAAAAGGAAAUGCGCAAGGUUGACGAAGGCAAGCUGCUACGAAAUGUUCAGGGACUUGGUAGCCCUGACUACGACCUCCGCCAUUACGACAAUUUCGGCGGUUUCCUCACGCGAAAGGAUGACAAGGACCGAGAUGCGCAGGACAGCUUUGUGGCUGUUGUGCAUUUUUCGGCCUCCCCAGGUAGACGCAAGCAGUUGUUGGGAAUUCUCUCAGACUGCGCCGACCGAAUCAAAGCGACAGAGAUUGGGACCCCUGGUGCAGCUCAGAGUUUUGCAGUACUGAAAGAAGUGAAUGAUUUCAAUCUCGCCAGUGUCUAUAUCAGAACUCGGUCACAAAAGGCGUGGGAGGAGUUUGAGACGCACAAAGCCUACCAAGAGCUCCUGGCGGACGUUAAACCAAUUACUACGAAGACAGAGACGCACCGAUCCCAGGCAUUCAUAGGCCACAUUGAUCAGGACGCACCUGCGGGCAACCCAUAG
Exophiala aquamarina CBS 119918 is the source of this 711-nucleotide messenger RNA. RefSeq lists its product as uncharacterized. Bases 1 to 711 code for a protein of 236 amino acids. The record is from RefSeq and is a predicted model, not a curated record. The transcript has 3 exons. NCBI's taxonomy places the organism in Eukaryota, Fungi, Ascomycota, Eurotiomycetes, Chaetothyriales, Herpotrichiellaceae.